GAGCCUGAAGAGCUCUGACAGCAGUGUGCACGCGAGGCGCGUUCUAGUCUAACAGCACAGGAGCUUUUACAGCCGCAUUACACUUCAGAAUGAAGCCUUGUUUGGUGCUCGUGUUCCUGCUGCUCUCUCUGCUCUGUCUGAUGUACCAGGCGUCGGACGCGUGUUCAUGCGUGAUGUCUCAUCCACAGGACGCGUACUGCAACUCCGACAUCGUGAUCAGGGCAAAAGUGGUGGGCAAGAAACUCCUGGACGACCGUCCGUUCGGAACCAUGCGCUACACCGUCAAACAGAUGAAGAUGUACAAGGGCUUCGACAAGAUCCAGCAUGUGCAGUACAUCUACACACACAACUCCGAGAGCAUGUGCGGCGUCAAGUUCGACAUCAACAAAUACCAGUACCUGAUCACAGGUCGUGUUCAUGACGGGAAGGUUUACACCGGCCUGUGUAACUUCAACGAGCGCUGGGAACGCCUGUCUCUGGCUCAGAAGAAGGGCAUCAACCACCGCUAUCAGCUGGGCUGCAACUGCAGGAUUAAGCCGUGUCACUACCUGCCCUGCUUCGUGACCUCCAAACACGAGUGCCUGUGGACGGACAUGCUGUCCCACUUCGGCUACCCCGGGUAUCAGUCCCGCAACUACGCCUGCAUCCAGCAGAAGGAGGGCUACUGCAGCUGGUACCGAGGGAUGACCAUCCGCGACAAAGUGACCAUCAACACCACCGACCCCUGAACCCGCCCUAACAACAAUAACUAACUGCCCCACCUGAUCUUCCUCUGUGUAAUUAGACAGAACCACAUCGGAUCACGUGUGUUCAGCAACGGGUCACGUGAGGCCUGGAGCAGUUACCCAGCUAACACAAACACGUUCUGAGAACGUUUCGCUAACAUUCCCGAUUCGGAAUGUUCUCUGAACGUCCGGUUUUUAAAUGUUGAACGUUGAGGGAACAUUCCAUCGUAUUAUUCUUCAAACAUCAUGGGAACGUUACUUUUGAAUGUUCUCUGAACAAACAUUUAAAAAACAUACAACUGAAACGUUUCAGAAAAAAAGAUGUUAACAUUAUUAAAGUCCAGAUCAAUUUGAACGCACACACUGGAGGAACGUUUGUUCGUAACGUUCUGAGAACGUUCCCUGUUAGCUGGGUAACCCCAAACGAAACGAACUGAUCCUCAUUAACACGACCCACUGAGAUAUGAAGUAAUUUAUGAAUGCAAUAAUACUGCUCUUUUAUAGUGAUGUAUUGCUUUUAAACAUGAUUUAAAUGAUAUAAAUUGUAUAUGUACGCAGAUAAACGUCAUGUGCCAGAUUUAUACUGUUCGGUAUCUAUUUAUGAUGCUCACUCUGGACUGUGCUGAAACGUUGGGUUUUGGUCAUUUAGAAGUGGUCGUUCCAGCACCAGCGCAGAGCGACGCCUGAGCGAUCCGUGCGUUUGAUUCUUUCCUUCUUGCUGUUUAUGAUAUAAGCUAUGAAAUUGUGACUAGUAUUUUUUUAUUACUUUAAAACAAAGAUUAUAAUCAGUAGAUAAAUAUUCUUCAUAUCAAUGUGUUUUCUACAUCUAGACCGCGCUGAUGAGAGAAAUCUAAUGCUUCAUCAAUCCAUUCUGAGAGUACCGAAUAUGAAUCAAACAAUAAUCAUGCAUCAAUAUUGAAGUAAUUCAGAUCAGAACAGCUAGAAUAAUCGUUUUUAUCACUAAACUCAAGUUAUUUCAUCAGAUAUUCUGCUCCAUUCCUCCGUUGGAGGCUGAGAUCAGAC
Messenger RNA from Megalobrama amblycephala (Wuchang bream), 1748 nucleotides. RefSeq names its product metalloproteinase inhibitor 3. Gene Ontology annotation, molecular function: metalloendopeptidase inhibitor activity; protease binding. Gene Ontology annotation, biological process: negative regulation of endopeptidase activity; negative regulation of membrane protein ectodomain proteolysis. Lineage: Eukaryota; Metazoa; Chordata; Actinopteri; Cypriniformes; Xenocyprididae. Bases 90 to 728 code for a protein of 212 amino acids. The transcript is spliced from 5 exons. The record is from RefSeq and is a predicted model, not a curated record. Gene Ontology annotation, cellular component: extracellular matrix.